AUGUUCUAUUUGCCCAAUAUCGUCGACAUAUCGGCCGCCUUUGGCAACCUCACAACGGUGUCGACGUACCAUCCUCUGCCGCUUCAACAUCAUGAUGUAACCACGGCUUCGUCUCUGUCGUGCUGUCGGCAGGCCCAGCGGACUCCGGCCGAGACGGCGGUGAGCGCGGUAGUGUACUGGACCCUUCCAAUAUCCGCGCUCCGGCAGGCAAGCGGGCAGCCAUUUCGUCCCGACGCUGGGGCCAUCUCAAAGUUCGUCCCCAGCCCAGACCGACUUUGCUAUUACGACGGCUCAAUUACUAUUACGACGGCCUACAAGCUGAAUGUACACUAUCCUCGCCGCGCCAUGCAAGCCACGCCAGCCACGCCAAGUUUGCAGUCACCAACAUCGCAGCGCACGACCUUGAUGCUCGCACCCAUACCUCACACGCAGGGCGAGCCCCGCGCGCAGUAA
Messenger RNA from Canariomyces notabilis, 453 nucleotides. RefSeq lists its product as uncharacterized. The record is from RefSeq and is a predicted model, not a curated record. The coding region runs from base 1 to 453 and encodes 150 amino acids. The transcript has 2 exons. NCBI's taxonomy places the organism in Eukaryota, Fungi, Ascomycota, Sordariomycetes, Sordariales, Chaetomiaceae.